Coffea eugenioides is the source of this 2030-nucleotide messenger RNA. Its product is annotated as protein IQ-DOMAIN 1-like. The record is from RefSeq and is a predicted model, not a curated record. Bases 311 to 1741 code for a protein of 476 amino acids. Gene Ontology annotation, molecular function: protein binding. The transcript is spliced from 6 exons. Lineage: Eukaryota; Viridiplantae; Streptophyta; Magnoliopsida; Gentianales; Rubiaceae.
CUCCUGUCCUCUCCCCUCUCCUCCUCUCUUUGCCUCUUUGGCUGGCUUUUCAAGAUCUGGUUUUUAUCUCUCUCCCACACAGCUCACUACAAAGUCCACUACUACUCCAAAAGGGGUCCAACUAAACCCCUCCUCCGAAACUUGUAAAAUCUUCCUGCGUCUAGCUUGUGAGAGCUUCUCUAUUGUUGUAACAGAAACAGAGGAGAGAGCAGGAAUUGUCAGGAAGAGAAGAACAAACACAGAGAGAAAAGCUGUCAAGAGAUCUGUCAAGUACUCCUCUUCUCAGGAAGAACUGAGGAAUGAUAAGAAGAUGGGCAGGAAAGGAAGCUGGUUUUCUUCAGUGAAGAAGGCUCUGAGCCCAAAAUCUAAGGAUAAAAGAGACCAGAAGGAAAGUAAGAAAAAAUGGUUGGGCAAGGAGGGGACCUCAGUUACCGACUCUUCUACUCUAGAGACUAUCACAGUAUCUCAUCCUCAUCCCGUCCCAGUGGAAGAGGUGAAAUUGACGGACGUAGAGGAUGAACAGACGAAACAUGCUUACUCCGUAGCUGUUGCCACUGCUGCAGCUGCUGAAGCUGCUGUUGUGGCCGCUCAGGCUGCUGCAGAAGUUGUUUGGCUAACUUCUGCAGCUCCAUUUCCGGGGAAAUCAGUGGAGGAGGUGGCAGCAAUUAGGAUUCAGACUGCAUUCCGAGGAUAUCUGGCAAGGAGGGCUUUGAGAGCCCUAAGGGGGCUUGUCAGGUUGAAAUCACUUGUAGAUGGGCCUACUGCUAAACGCCAGACUGCAAACACCCUGAAAUGCAUGCAAGCUCUGUCUCGUGUGCAAUCACAGAUUAAUUCUAGAAGGAUCAGAAUGUCAGAAGAGAACCGGGCUCUUCAAAGACAGCUCCUACAGAAACAAGCAAAAGAACUUGAGAGCUUGAGGAUGGGGGAGGAAUGGGAUGAUAGUCUACAAUCAAGAGAGCAAAUUGAAGCAAAUUUACUGCAUAAAUAUGAAGCAGCAUUGAGACGAGAAAGAGCCCUAGCAUAUUCAUACUCCCAUCAGCAAACCUGGAAAAAGUCAGCAAGAUCCCCCAACUUACUGUUUAUGGACCCCACGAAUCCCCACUGGGGUUGGAGCUGGUUAGAAAGAUGGAUGGCAGCUCGGCCUUGGGAGCAAAACACUGGUGAGAAAGAACUGAAUGGUGACCACUCAUCAGUUAAAAGUGCAAAUCUGAGCAUUGCAGCUGGAGAAAUCACCAAGGCUUUUGCCCGUCAUCAGCUAAAUUCUGAUAACCCUUCAUCACCAGCCAGCCAAAAGCCAAAUCAUCCUUCCACCAGCCAGUCUCCUAAUACUCCUCCAUCCAAGCUGAGUCCUUCAAUAGCUGCAAGAAAAUUGAAAUCUGCUAGCCCAAAAGUGAGUGUGCCAAGCCAAGAUGACGACUCCAGGAGCGUUUUCAGCGUGCAGUCAGAGAGAAACAGGCGGCAUAGUAUUGCCGGGUCAUCCGUGAGAGAUGAUGAGAGCCUGUCAAGUUCUGCAUCGGUACCAAGUUACAUGGCUUCCACUCAGUCAGCAAAGGCUAAGACACGCUUGCAAAGCCCGUUGGGACGCGAAAAUGGGACACCAGAAAAGGCAUCAGGGGCUCCUGUAAAAAAGCGUCUCUCUUAUCCACCAUCACCAGCUAGAGCUAGGCAGCAUUCAGGUCCCCCUAGAGUUAAUAGCAGCCCUAUCACCGAUCAUGUCGUCAAUGGAGGGAAAAAGGAAUAACACUGCAUUUAUUUCCAGCAAAUGCUGUCUGUUUUUUAUAGAAAAAGUUACUGCAGACACGAAUAAGGGACAAAGAGGGAAAUGAAGAUGCGAUCAUUUCAUUUGUUAUAUCAUGAUCGUCUACAGUUAGUCUGAAUUCAUUGUGUUGCUGGCAUGGUUUGAGGGAUGAAUCUUGCCACUGGAGUUCUUUUAUUCCUUUAUUGCAGCUGUUAUAGAUUGUAAUAUUGUCAACAAUUUUUACAAAAACAUGAAUUCUUGAUUGUGAUUAUGUGUUUAUUUUAACCUUGAA